AUGUCGUCCACGAUUGCACCCCUACUGCAGAUCGAUCCCUGGCUUGAGCCCUUUGCUGCCGAAAUCGACCACCGGCGCAAGCUCGCCGACAAUUGGCUUCAGGUGCUGCAGAAAAACGAGGGCGGGCUGCUCAAGUUCGCAGACUCUUAUCAAAAACUGGGGUUCCAUGUCAACCCUGACAACUCGAUUUUCUACAAAGAGUAUGCGCCCAACGCCGUCGCAGCGUGCGUGAUCGGCGACUACAAUGACUGGCAACACGACACGGACGUCAUGACAAAGGACAAUUACGGCUUCUUCAGCGUUGUUCUGCCUCCUGUCGGUGGGAAACCUGCUAUCCCCCACAACUCGAGGGUCAAAAUUUUACUCACGCUGCCUGAUGGCUCCAAGGUUGCGCGGCUGUCGCCGUACAUUCUGCGCGCUACUGCGCCACCCAAGGAGUACAACAACCCGGCGUACGAGGCCCGUUUCUGGAACCCCCCAACAAACUACGAGUUCAAGCAUCCGAGACCGCCUCUGCCGCAGUCCCUCAAAAUUUACGAGGCCCACGUCGGCAUCUCGACUCCUGAACCGCGCAUUGGCACCUACAAGGAGUUCACUGCCAACGUACUGCCCAUGAUCAAGGACCUGGGCUACAACACUGUCCAGCUCAUGUCUAUCAUGGAACAUGCAUACUACGCUUCUUUCGGCUACCAGGUCACGUCGUUCUACGCGAUCAGCUCGCGGUUUGGAACCCCAGAGGAGUUGAAGGAGCUCAUUGAUACGGCACACGGCAUGGGUAUCCGUGUUCUUCUCGACGUGGUGCACUCUCACGCGUCUAAAAACGUUGAUGACGGACUCAAUAUGUUUGACGGCACCGACUACUGCUACUUCCACAGCGGCGGGAAGGGUGUCCACGACCAGUGGGAUUCGAGACUGUUUAACUACGGCAGCUACGAGACACUGAGGUUCCUGCUCAGCAACCUCAAAUUCUACUUACAAGAGUACAAGUUUGACGGGUUCCGGUUCGACGGUGUGACCAGCAUGCUGUACGUUCAUCAUGGAAUUGGCGAAGGCUUCUCUGGAGACUACAAUGAGUAUCUGAGCCCCAAUGGAUCUGUGGACAAGGAGUCUCUCACAUACAUGAUGCUCGCAAACGACCUUUGCCGUCAAUAUGGAGAGGUCGAGAACUGUACCAUCACGACGGUGGCAGAAGACGUGUCUGGUUAUCCAACCUUGUGUAUGCCUCGUUCAAUUGGAGGUGUUGGAUUUGAUUACAGGCUUGCAAUGUCGAUUCCAGACAUGUGGAUCAAGAUCCUCAAGCACUUGAGAGACGAAGACUGGGAUAUGGCUGCCAUUGCGCACACUCUUACCAACAGAAGAUACAAGGAAAAAUGUAUUGCAUACGCAGAGUCUCAUGACCAGGCCCUGGUCGGAGACAAGACGCUGGCAUUUUGGCUCAUGGACGCUCAAAUGUACACUAACAUGUCGGUUCUUACUGAACUUACCCCGGUCGUUGAUCGCGGGAUUCAGCUACACAAGAUGAUCAGGCUGGUCACGCAAUCUCUCGGUGGAGAAGCGUAUUUGAAUUUUGAGGGUAACGAGUUUGGUCACCCAGAAUGGCUGGAUUUCCCUCGUCAAGGAAAUGGCGAGUCGUACCACUACGCAAGAAGACAAUUCAAUCUGAUAAAGGAUGAAUUGCUGAGAUACAAGUUUUUGUACCAGUUUGACAAAGCAAUGAACACCACAGAGUCGAAAUACACUUGGCUGAAUUCCGAGCCGGCGUACGUGUCUUUGAAGAAUGAGGUAGACAAGGUGCUGGUUUACGAGCGAAACAACAAGCUGUUCUUGUUCAACUUUCAUCCCACGCAAUCGUUUACUGAUUACAGGGUUGGUGUCGAGACUCCAGGCUGCUACAAGAUCAUAUUAAACUCGGAUCGGUCCGAAUAUGGCGGACAUGGCCGUAUCGACGAGUCCAAAUCUGUCUUUUUCACCACUGAGUUCCCAUGGAAUAACAGAAAAAAUUAUAUUCAGGUUUAUCUACCUUCGCGGUGCGCCUUGGUUCUUGCUUUGGACAGCGAGAUCAAGUAAGCACCUCAUGCCAGUCAUCACUAUUCGAUAUCGGAAACAAACUUGAUACGGUUGAGUACCAGCGAUUCCAUAAAUAUUUCAAUGCAUUUCUCGUGUGAGGUUUUAAGAGCAUUAGCUUUGGUGAGGAACAUCUCCUUCUUUUUGAUCACGUUCUCUGUUGGAGUGAUCUCGAACAAUUUGGAGAGAGCCUCCACAUGAUUGGAAAGGUUACUCUGUGUUUUCUCCAGCAUGCCCUUUUCCUUUGAGCUUUCUAGAUAGAACAUCAGGGCAUACGACCACAUCAGCGUGAUACGGCAUCUCAGCAGGGUAUCGAUCGACUCGCGGUAAAAAUGGGCCUCGAUCCACGACACUUUAGCCCGUUGCUGUAUUUCCUGGACUUUGUACUCCAGCUUGGCAAGGAACUCUGUGUCUUUUUUCAAUGAGACGCGGUGGAUCUCGAACAGGUCGAAAUAAAAUAGGUAUUUUUUGAGCGACACUCGAGACGUUUCCUGUUUCUCGCGCUCCUUCUUGGCCUCUUCGUCGUCGAAGCUUGUGCACACAAAGUUGUUUUUGUGACGGCUCCAAUCGCCCAGGCAGAUCCAACAAAACUGGUAGUGGCACUCUCCGCAGGUCAUGUGGUUGCAGCCUCCAUUUUUCUCAAUUGGCGAGGAACAUUUGGGACAGUCCUUUGUGUUUGCCGUGAUCCAGUGCGACGUUUCAGUCUCGUCUUCACAGGUCUGAAUCCAUUUACGAACCACAGCACACGUGGCUGGAGCAUGGUCCUCGCUCAUGCACGCAAAGCAGAACCGAUGACCGUUGGCACACUGCACGAUGGGGAUAUACUUGUGUGCGACGUACUCCUCCACAGAGCUCAUCACGUCCGAAUCGAACCCCCUGUACUCGAUGAAACACUCACAGUCGACAGCAGGACAGUUUCUAAACAUCCGGGCAUGUUUCUUAGUGUACUGGAGCACCACCGCGUACCAGUAGCGGGAGAGAAGCACUUUGUUGCGCCGUUCUUGUUUUUCGAGGCGUUGUUGUCGAAUAUGGCGCUCGUGGAAAUUGAACAGCGCGUCGUCGGCGCUUUCCUCGCCGUCCCCAGACUCUGCAUCCUCCUCGUCGGAACUCUCGCUAGCCAGCUUCUGGUAUUUUGCCAUGAUUUGCUCCGACGUCAACGGACCACCCAAGUUCUGUCUCUGUGCCCGCGACUCUUGUUCUUCCUUUUGCAGCGCUCUCUGCUCGUCGAUUGCACUUAGCUGCGCCAGCUCUCCCGGCCGCACGUACAGAUGACAAGCAGUGUCGGGACACUUCACCAGUCCGGUCUGGCUGCCUCUAACAUAGCGCACAUAGCAAUCCACGCAGUAUCGAUGAUCACACCACGAAAGCCCGAACGUUUCGAUCGGGCCCUCGGUGCAGCAGAUCGCGCACAUAAACUCCGGCCCGGCCGUCUCCACAAGCCCAGACACCACCGCCGUGUCUGUCGCGAGCCCGCACUCUCGACGCAGGUUACCCGGCUCUUUUGUAGUGAAGUCCUCCAGCAGCUUCUGCUCGUUCCACUCGUACUUGAGCAUCAGCACGGCGCAGUCGUCCUCGCCGAUCUGCAGAAUGCUGUCCACGUC
Ogataea polymorpha is the source of this 3665-nucleotide messenger RNA. RefSeq lists its product as uncharacterized. Gene Ontology annotation, molecular function: hydrolase activity, hydrolyzing O-glycosyl compounds; cation binding; 1,4-alpha-glucan branching enzyme activity. NCBI's taxonomy places the organism in Eukaryota, Fungi, Ascomycota, Pichiomycetes, Pichiales, Pichiaceae. Gene Ontology annotation, cellular component: cytoplasm. Gene Ontology annotation, biological process: glycogen biosynthetic process. The coding region runs from base 1 to 2067 and encodes 688 amino acids. The record is from RefSeq and is a predicted model, not a curated record. The transcript has a single exon.